UGUCAAUUGUCAAAAUCUAGUCUCAAGUAAUCUGUGGUUUGGUUCAGACUUCAGUCAGCCAUGUUUUGUGUAUAAAGUGGUGUUGUUUUUACAAUUAUUAUUGUGAUGAAAUUAAUGUAUCUAAGGAAAUAAUCUUAAUUAUAAACUGUUAAACAAGUGCUAGUGAGUUUUCAAUGUUUUUUGUGAAAGUUGUGUGAUAUUGCUGUAAAAAUGAAUUGGGGAACUGAGCUUUGGGAUCAAUAUGAUAACUUAGCCGCCCACACACACAAAGGGAUAGAGUUCCUAGAUAAAUACGGUAAUUUUGUUAAGGAGAGAUGCGCGAUAGAGUUAGAAUACGCUGGCAAACUCAGGAGGCUGGUCAAAAACUAUCAACCUAAAAGAAAAGAAGAGGAUGAGUAUCAAUACACACCAUGUAAGGCAUUCAAAAAGCUGCUCCAAGAGUUAGGCGACUUCGCGGGUCAGCGCGAAGUUGUUGCGGAAAACUUGCAGUCGAACGUGGUGCGGGAGUUGCACUUGCUCGCCAAAGAGUUGCGCGAGGAACGAAAGCAACACUUGAACGAAGGUGCGAAACAAAUGGCGGUGUUGAACACGGCGGCAGGAGCGCUGGAGCGCGCGCGGCGGGCGUACGAGCGCGCCGCGAGGGAGUCGGAGCGGGCGCUCGACGCGUUCCAGAAGGCGGACGCUGACUUCAACCUCAGUCGGGCAGAGGUUGAAAAACAGAAAACAAAUAUGAAAUUAAGAAGCCAAGCGUGCGAAGAUGCGAAACAAGAAUAUAUGGACCAAUUACGAAAGACAAAUGAAGCACAGAGACAACACUACGAACAGAGGCUGCCUCAUGUAUUUAAACAGUUACAGGACCUAGACGAGAAGAGAAUAAAAAAUAUCAAAAAUUUCAUGUUAAGUUCAGUCGACGUCGAGAGAAAAGUAUUUCCAAUUAUAAUGCAAUGUUUAGACGGUAUGGAACAUGCUGCCAACAGUAUUAAUGAGAAGGAGGACACACAGCUAGUAAUAGAGAGGUAUAAAUCAGGUUUUAUGCCGCCCGACGACUACCGUUUCGAAGCGGCCACCGGUGCGGACGCUACAGACUCUGCCAUACCGCAUCCAACUCAUAACCACCUCACAGCAGCAAGGGGGACGGUGUCAGGGAACAGGAUCAAGAAGAGGGGCGGGCUACUGUCCAUAUUCAGUUCCAAUAAGAAGAUUAUUGAGGCGUGCAACUCGAUCAAGAAUAACAUGUCGAUGGAUGGAAAGGAGGAUUAUUCAGAUUUGCCGCCGAAUCAGAAGAAAAAGAAGCUUCAAGCAAAAGUAUCAGAAUUAACUAAACAAGUUGCACAAGAACAAGCCGCUAUGGAAGGUCUAAUGAAAAUGAAAGGAGUAUAUGAAACAAACCCAACUUUAGGAGAUCCUAUGACAGUAGAAGGUCAACUCAAUGAGUGCUGCGACAAAUUAAAGAAGUUAAAAGCACAACUGCGCAAAUACGAAGAGUUGCUUGCAGAAGCGAACAACCAAGUGUGCGCGCCUCCCCUACACCCCACCGCUAGAACUAACGGAUCGGCGCCUAAUCAGGCGACUAGUAUCGGUUCAAACAGCGAGUCCCUAUCGCGGUCCGCGUCCGAGUCGUCCGUCAGCACGGGCGGGUGUGCGGGCACCGCGGGCACGGCCACGGUCGGCCGAGCGGCCGGCGGCUCGCCGGAGUCCGGUCUCGGUGGGGAGCUAGCGGCCGCCCACCAGGACCACCACGCGGACGACCAUCAUGACGACCACGACCACGAUCACGAUCACGAGUCGGACUUUGAUUAUUACUAUGAGCCGGAUCUGCAGCCGCUCGGGUACUGCAAGGCGCUGUAUGCGUUUGAAGCGAACGGCACGGGCUCCACGAUGCGCAUGGAGUGCGGCGAGCGGCUGCUGGUGCUGGAGACGGACGCGGGCGACGGCUGGACGCGCGUGCGCCGCCACCACACGCGCGAGGAGGGCUUCGUGCCCACCACAUACAUCGCCACCACGCUCUACGCCGACGCGCACGCGCAUGCGCACUAGCCGACAGCCAACGCCCGAUCUCCGUCGCUAGAGCAGGCGGCAGGUCGCACGCGGUGACUCCGCUCCGGAACCCCAAGUGCCGCGCUUUGCGUAAACGUUCUUUGUGGCCUACAUAAUAUAAUUAUAUUUUUGCUAUAAUUUGUCGGUUUCGAGCAUGCCUUAUAUCGCCUUAGGUCGCCGAGAAGAACGGGGAAAUCAUAAUAACAUUCCAUGAUCUUAUUUAUUGUGUAUAUUAUUAUUUUUUUUUAUAAUUUUUUGUUAUGUGGCGUACAUAUUUUUCAUGUAUGUUCGUGUAACGUUAGGGUGUAAUUUGAAAUGUAAUAUUUUUGUAACGCGUCAUCUUCGUUGUGCCAGCUGUUUAUGUGUUAAGGUAUUUUUCGUACUUAUGGUAUAGAAAUAACUUUGCUUUUAUGUGAUUCCGCCAUUGUCUAUUCGAAAUUAUAGCAAAAAUAAGGUUAAUUUAAUUAAUUUUUCACGUGUAAUAUAUGUAAACUUUAAUGUAUUUCUAUUAAGAGAUUACUCAUUUCACUGACGUAUAUGCAUUAAUGAGUAAAUGUAACGCUGUAUCCGUUAUCAAAUGUAUUAUAAAUGCUAAUGUUAAAUGAAUCUUACUUAGUUAUAAUGCUAGCUAAAUUUCGUAACUAGCCAAUGCUACUUUAUGAAUAUUUGCCGUAUGCAAGAAAUAUCAAUGUAUUUAUAUAUAGUGAGAUGAUGGAUGAAUGAGUGCAUUUGAUUUUUAUAUAAAAUAAAAUAUAUGAUGACAGAA
Molecule: messenger RNA, 2803 nt
Organism: Colias croceus (clouded yellow)
Lineage: Eukaryota; Metazoa; Arthropoda; Insecta; Lepidoptera; Pieridae
Gene: Cip4
Product: formin-binding protein 1-like
Exons: 15
Coding region: 211-2037 (608 amino acids)
Biological process (GO): signal transduction
Molecular function (GO): protein binding
Source: RefSeq, a predicted model, not a curated record